CGUAUUUUGUCCGCGCAGACCUGUGCUUUACUUUCGCGUGACGAAUAAAAACUGUUAAGUCACCAAAGGAUUUUAUUAAAGUGAUAGCUUGAAAAAAAAAAAACAAUAGUGGGUGUUGUGUCGGUUCAGUUGUGUUCCCGGAAUUUUUAUUUAUGAAGUGAUAUUUCAACACCGACGAACAACGUAGACCCCUCAACGCCGGAAUAAAGACUGCGUCAUAAAAAAAAACGUGUAAAGCCGUAACUGUCAGGAUUUGAGUGUAGGAACUUUUCUGAGGAGCAACAAAGUGGCGGUGCCGCGCUGUGAUGUUGCGCGUUCCACUUAUGAAAGGCGGCGUUGCCGAUUCGUGUACACAUAAAGAUGGGUCAUAAAAUUGAGCUGCCCCGCGCUUAUGGCAAAAUGCUUCUGACUGUGUACACGGCGUUGCUUCUUUGGAGGAUUGACUGCGCUGUCGAGAGCACGAAAGUGGUAAAAAGCAGUAUGCGACACCAGACUACAUCUCCACUAGGCCGGGUGGGACCCACUGCGUCCCUGCGAGACUCCGAGCCCGACUUUGCUGGACCAAUAGAAAACGUUACAGUAGCUCUCGGCAGGGAAGCCAUACUCACCUGCUCAGUCACCGACCUUGGAGACUACAAGGUAGCCUGGAUUCGAGCUGAUGAUCAAACUAUCCUCACACUCCACACGAGGCUGGUGACGCACAGCUCUCGGUAUGCGGUCACCAACGAUUCUCCGCAUUCCUGGCAACUCCACAUAAGACCUUUGAAGGUAGAAGAUCGAGGCUGCUACAUGUGCCAGAUAAAUACCAGCACGAUGAAGAAGCAGAUCGGCUGUGUGAAUGUACUAGUUCCACCGAACAUCGUAGAUGAAGGCACGAGUGGAGAUCUCGUUGCACGCGAAGGUCAAGAUACAAGUCUAUCCUGCAAAGCCGAAGGAACACCACUCCCGCGAAUUUUGUGGAGAAGAGAAGACGGUACCAACAUUCAACUCAGGAAUGAAGCCGGCGAUCUUCGAAAAGUUGACAUGUUUAUGGGACCAAAUUUAAACCUAACAAAAGUAGAACGACGACAGAUGGGAGCAUAUCUUUGCAUCGCGUCAAAUGAAGUUCCACCGUCAGUCAGCAAAAGGAUAAUGCUGAAUGUUAACUUUCCACCAUCAAUCCUGGUGGCGACCAAGGUCAUCGGCGUGCCAACAGGAUCACAAGCCAAACUGGAAUGUUUCGUCGAGGCGUUUCCACAAGCUAUUAAUUAUUGGCUCAAGAGCGGCGAAGAGAUGAUUCUUUCCAAUUCCAAAUAUAAUUUAACGGAAGAUCGAAUAUCCCAGUACCAACUCCGAACCAUUCUACAGAUUUCGAAGUUUGAGCCUGAAGAUAUAGGCACCUACACGUGCGUCUCUACAAAUACAAUGGGAAAGUCGGAAGGGACAUUAAGACUUUAUGAAAUCAAAAUUACUACUACUACAACAACAACGACGACUACCACAACAUCUACAACUACAACCACCACUACAACCACACCAGCCCCGACAACAACGGAACUGCCACGAUUUGUAGUUCCAUUACAACCUGCCGAACAAAAAUUCUACACACCGGACGUGACUACUUACGAUACAAUGCAAAAUGUGAUAGAGCAGUCCGUUCUCGACAACAACUGGUUGCCAACUACCGAAUCUGUUGCAGCAAGCAUCGGUCCAGAUUUUUCCCUAGCCACACUGAUUCUGAUUUCAAUGUUGCCAUACCUUUAUUUUGUAACAAAUAGUAGUUUUUAUAUUAUACCAACAAUAAUAAGCACAAAUGCAAUAAUUAUCAAAAUGUUUUUGCAAUCCGUAAGAUGAUAAGUUUUCAUUAAAUUCGAUUUUAAAAAUAUCUAUCGGUCAAUUUGUUAAUAGUUAUUGUUUUAUUUUACGUACAUUCAAAACAACAUUUGGAUGACGCUUAAAUGUUACGUAUUUGCUGUAAAUCAAAAGCGUAUUGUUUGCUCCAAUUACAAUGGCUUUAACAUUUAAUUAAAUACCAAAAUUAUCAAGUUAAAUAAUGUCAUUAUUUUAAGUGUAAAAACUCUAUAAUAUCGUGCUAUAUUGGUUAAUCAUUUAACUUGUAAUUAGCCUACACAAAAUAGAACCAAAAAUAAAAGAGUAGAAUAUAAAUCAAAUUCCAUGAAAAAUGACUUCAUCAACUACUUAGAACUUGGUUUGAGCGCUUGUGCUCCUUUGAGACCAUUCUGGCGCACGUCAAGAGGCACUUUGACCACUUAUACUUUGUACUACAUGCAUUAGUUGUGUAGCUUUCGGGUUGGCGAUUGAAUGAAUCGCAACUAGGUUGCUAAGACUACGGGAACAAAACGGAUGGCUGAGCAAAUGCUUAGUUUCGUCGUUCGUGCGAAUUUGAACAAGCGACUUUUCAAAACAAUUAAAUAGGGCCGGUCAACCGUGCUUAUUUGAUCUAAAAAUAAGCAUAAACGACCUGCUAAUUGAUUGAUUGCUUGGUUUGCGAGUCACGAUGAACAAAAUAGCUUCCAUCCGCACGUCAAACUACCAACCAAUUGAACGGGUCAUACAAAUCAGACCAUUUUCUCUACAGGCUCUCUACCCUAUAGGUCUGGAUCUUAAAAUCAUUUUACGAUUUGUUCAUUAUUUUCUACAACUCAACUGAGACUGAUAUUGGAAAAUGAGAUGAAGAGUCACAGGAGGCUUCAAAAUAUGCGAAUCAAAUAAAUUGCUGUUCAAAAUACCCAAAAUUUCACAUAGACUAUAAGUGUGGUAUUUUACAAUACGAAUUAAAUAAAUUACUGGGACAUUUAAGUCGUUCUGGUAUUCUAUUUAUGAUAAUAUAACAAAGAGCAUGUAACUAUAUUUUAAUAGAAAACAGACCAGACUCCGUUUUUAUUAGCAGUGGAGUUACGGCCCAUAUGUGGUUCAGCGUGAAAGCUAGGUGCAACUCACAUUUGUAUUGUAAUAACAGUUAUUCGACUUUAAAAAACUAACUAAUCUGUUUCGGUCAAAAUACCAAAUAGGUGGAAGGGUGGGCAGUUUGGAGCACACAUUAACACCAAAACUCAUAUUAGAAAAUUGUAGCAGUACCUCUGGGAAGCCGAUGUUGAAAACCCUUAUUUUGCAAAUCAUAUUGAGUCAGUCCUGGAUGAACUUGGA
This is a messenger RNA of Bombyx mandarina (wild silkworm), 3147 nucleotides long. Its product is annotated as lachesin. Gene Ontology annotation, cellular component: neuron projection. NCBI's taxonomy places the organism in Eukaryota, Metazoa, Arthropoda, Insecta, Lepidoptera, Bombycidae. The record is from RefSeq and is a predicted model, not a curated record.